This is a messenger RNA of Knipowitschia caucasica, 318 nucleotides long. NCBI's taxonomy places the organism in Eukaryota, Metazoa, Chordata, Actinopteri, Gobiiformes, Gobiidae. The record is from the annotation of a GenBank genome assembly.
AUGAAGCAACCAGUGAGAGGACCAGAGGCGCCCAGAGACAACACAAGCGGACCUGUGCUGAAGUCUCCUCUGGUCUCUGAGCAGAUCCCCGCUCUGUCCAUGUCCCCUGUGCCCAUGGAGCCUGUGUCCCUCUCUGUCCCCUGUGCCAUGGUGCCUGUGUCCGCUCUGUCCCCUGUGCCCAUGGUGCCUGUGUCCUCUCUGUCCCUGUGCCCAUGGUGCCUGGUCCCUCUCUUCCCUCCUCUACCCAUGGUGCCUGUGUCCUCUGUGCCCAUGUGCCUGUUGUCCCUGCGAACGGAGCACCGCUCCAUCUCAGGCUGA